Messenger RNA from Rubroshorea leprosula, 500 nucleotides. The record is from the annotation of a GenBank genome assembly. Lineage: Eukaryota; Viridiplantae; Streptophyta; Magnoliopsida; Malvales; Dipterocarpaceae.
CAUACUCUUUUCCUUGACCCUGUAAACAAAAACCUAAGAUCAACCACCAGGCCCACCCUCAUUCCCUUGGGCCUCGGCAGCUUCUCCCUCGACUUGAUCCUUUCCCUCCUCCGAUUCAGGUUGCUCCCGCCGCCAUGCACAUCAUCUUCUCGGCAACGGCGGAAUCGAAGGGGAAACACUCGACCGCCAUACCGAUCCUUCACCCGGACUCUCCCUCUGCAAAAAAGGUAGUUCCAGCGCACUUUCCUCCAUCUUGGUCUCCGGUCACCAUUUUUCCCUUCCUCUGGCUCCAGACACCCUCCGCCAGCUGUCAAACACCGUUGCGCCCUCUUUUCCUCUCCGCCGCUUACGGCUGGGGAGGGUCAGAAGUUUCUUGGCUUUCCGAAACGGAGGGAAUCAGUCUCCGCAAUUUGGCCGCGGAAAGGUUUGCUCAUUGAUUUGUUUGAGUGGUUUCUCACUGAUUUUGUGUGUUUCAUACUGAAUAAGAGUGUAUAGUGCCU